CUGUGUGGGACUGAGCCCAUCCGGACGGCUGCCGGCGUACUUGGUGGGACGGAGAUGGUGCAUACGGCGCGCGGGCGGACUGCGGUGGGAUGCCCGCUAUCUUGGGUACUCAUUAGGCCUCAGCAACCAUGGAACAGGAUCAUGACCCAGUCACCGAGCUACGUCGACCCACUGUCGUUCCCGACUCUCGAAUGGGUCGAUCGACCUUGGGUCGUGGAACGCGGCAUCGACCCUGUUUCCUGGUGCUAUGGUUUAUACCGCUUGCUGUCAUUUCUUAGUUGAUGUUAUCCACAUGUUGCUUAUUUUUGGUAUGACCACUGGGACUGGUUUUUGUCUCGACUGGGCUGUGUGCUGAACGUUGGCUGGAGGGCUAAAACUUUUAGAUUGUAUAAUAUGUGUCACUGGUUACACUUGUUGGUGCUGAUCUGGACUGCUAGAUAAAAGUGGUUAAUCUUUUGCGAGUCAACACAGUGCUGCCUUAUAUAUAGGUAUAAAUUCUGUUGUUGGCCUGUUUGAAAUGCAUGUGCUGCUGCUUAUCUUGAAAUAUUGAAUUUUUGCUUAUCUAGCUAGCUUGUCUGUUUAUCAUGCAAAGUUGGCAUGUAAGGACACACCCAGUGCAUAGGAGCUCCCACACAAGAUGGGGUCUGGGGAGGGAUUAUAGGAACCUAAUCUUACCCGUGCUACAGUGCAAUGCAGAGAGGCUGGUUCGAACCCAGGACCUCUUGGCACAAGUGGGGAGGAUGUCACCACUGCGCCAGGCCUGCCCUCCCAAGUUGGCAUGUAAACGGCUUGAAAAUCCAUCAGCCUGGUUCGUUUUUGGAUCAAGUCGGUGCUUUUCCAGGGUUAAGAAGCAAUGACUUGACAUGGCUCGCUCGCCGAGACAUCUCUAUGCGCGCCAUCUCGAGUAGUUGUCGUUGACAUGCUAGUAACAUUGUUCUUGUGAUGCUCCAGGUUCAGUAAUAGGGUAGUUUUUCUGCUGUGUCUUGGCUGGAGCCCUAUUUGGUUCUAGUAAUUGUUGCACUUCGGUUUACUUUUUGGACCAAGCUGGUGCUUUUCCAGGACUAAGGAGCAAGGAGAGUUGUCAUAGCUCGGUUGCCGACCGUCUGUCUAUGCGGCUGCUGCCACUUUGGCUGUGGCCUAUAUAAUGUUUUGGUCCUGGUAAUGUCUUGAGUAGUCGUCGACAUGGUGGUAGCAUCGUUCUUGUGAUGCUCCAGGUUCAGGAACUGUAGUAGUAGUAGUUUCUUUUUUGAGGGGUUGUAGUAGUAGUAGCAGCGUAGUUUUUGGGCCGUGUCUUGUUUGGGGCCCUAUUUGACUUUGGUGGGAUGAUGACCGGCUAUUUUGGUCUUGUGCAGACAUCCUCGCGGGGUGACCGACUGUGUAUUUAUGCAGGGUGGCCCGGCUGCUUGGUUCCGGUCCGGCGUCUGCUGUAAUAGUAGUGUGUUGAAGCAAGUGGUGUAAUUAUAUUCGGCAGUAGAGUGUAACAAGAGUUGCAAGGAAGUUGUUCGUUGUUGUUUGCUUUGCACACACAUGUAUGUUGCAUUUCUAGUCUUGCUCUGAUAUA
Messenger RNA from Triticum urartu, 1561 nucleotides. The record is from RefSeq and is a predicted model, not a curated record. Lineage: Eukaryota; Viridiplantae; Streptophyta; Magnoliopsida; Poales; Poaceae.